UCCUUCGUUCUUCUUCCUGUUGACUUCAGCUGUUUUGCAGGAGUCGCGUUGAACUGACGCAGCCGCUUCUAAAAAUACUCCGGGCCGAACAUGGCAGCGCUGCUGAGAGGUGUCCGAGCUGGAAGGGCACUCCGCGGGCUGAGCAGCGGUAAGACCGGGCCGGACCGCCUCUGUGGUGCAGUGGUGGCUGCACCGACAGCAACAACUCCUCAAUGCAGCAGCCUGAGCCGAGGCUUCCACCGCGCAGCGCCGAGGCUUCAGGACGACUUUAAAUCCGACAAACCUCCUCCUUCCUCUUCGUCCACGACCUUCCACGAGCACUACCAGGCUCACUCGGCCGAACAGGACAACACAGCAACAGCGUCUCAUGAAGGCGCUGCAGCCGAACAGGCCUCCAGGCCAAACACCAGUUACCAGGACCAGAGCGGAGAGCAGGGCGAGGAGUACGAGACGGAGGAGCAGCUCCAGGCUCGAAUCCUGACCGCCGCUCUGGAGUUCGUCCCCCUGCACGGCUGGUCGAUGGAAGCCAUCGCGUCCGGCGCCGAGACACUGGGCCUGUCCUCUGCGUCCACCGGCAUGUUCAAUAACGGAGCUGGAGAUUUGGUCUUACACUUCAUCACCCAGUGCAACUCGCAGCUGACGGAGAUCCUGGCUGAACAACACAAGCAGGUCCAGCUGGGCCAGGCGGAGCCGAAGGCGACUGCCGACUUUCUCAGAGACGCCGUAGAGACCAGACUGAGGAUGUACAUCCCCUACAUUGAAUCGUGGCCACAGGCGAUGAGCAUCCUGCUCCUUCCUCACAACAUCCCAGACAGCCUGAAGCACCUCUCCACCCUCGUGGACGACAUCUGGUACUACGCCGGAGACAGAUCCACAGACAUGAACUGGUACACCAAACGGGCAGCGCUGACGGGCAUCUAUAACACCACAGAGCUGGUGAUGCUUCAGGAUUCCUCUCCGGACUUCGAGGACACCUGGAACUUCCUUGACAACCGCAUUCAGGACGUGGUCAACAUGGCUAGCACUGCCAAACAGGUGCAGUCGACUGGUGAAGCUGUGGUGCAGGGGCUGAUGGGAGCUGCUUUUACACUGAAGAACCUCACAGGACUGAACCAGAGGCGAUGAUGUAAAACAUCUCUCACUCUGAUCCUGACCGUCCGGCUUGUGUCAUGAGCUUUUUGCUCUUUUUUUCUGAUUAACUUUAUGAGUCUAAAAAACAUAUUGGAUCACGACUUUUAUUCAGUCAGACAAAGCUGUUAUUUGUUAAAGAUCAUGGGUCUCUUUUUGGACCAGAGGCUUUGUCUUGUUUAGUUUCACUGUCCAAGAUUUCACUCUCCUGCUCAGAUCAGUUUUUUUUUUUGUAUAAAAGGACACAGAGAUCUGUAAUUUUGAUUGUAAUGUUGGACUUCAAUAAAGUAGUUAUUCUUGUACAUUUGUUUAGGAUUAGUGCUAGAAAAGACACCAUGGCAAUAAAGUAUAAACCGUUUUUU
Molecule: messenger RNA, 1490 nt
Organism: Larimichthys crocea (large yellow croaker)
Lineage: Eukaryota; Metazoa; Chordata; Actinopteri; Sciaenidae
Gene: coq9
Product: coenzyme Q9 homolog (S. cerevisiae)
Exons: 9
Coding region: 91-1125 (344 amino acids)
Biological process (GO): ubiquinone biosynthetic process
Cellular component (GO): mitochondrial inner membrane
Molecular function (GO): lipid binding
Source: RefSeq, a predicted model, not a curated record